Molecule: messenger RNA, 813 nt
Organism: Symbiodinium sp. CCMP2592
Lineage: Eukaryota; Dinophyceae; Suessiales; Symbiodiniaceae
Source: the annotation of a GenBank genome assembly
AUGAGAUACUUCAGGCUGAGUGGCUCCGGGCCCGAGGUCGGUUGGGUGAGCCUGAAGGUCAAGGACAAAGCCAUGGUCAAACGGAGGGAAGAGAAGAGGAAGCCGCGAGUUCUGGCACUGCACGGCGCUCCCAGCAACUCCAACAUCAUGAAGUUUCAGACAGCCCAGCUGCGGAAGCUGGCCGGUGAGGACUUCGAGUGGCUGUUCGCCGACGGCCCUUGCGCCUGGAAGCCGCUGCCAGGAUCCAAGCUGAUGAACCUGGCAGAGCGCACUCCAGUGGAAAAGGCAAUCGCCAAAGACAAGCCUUUCGUCCAGUGGUAUUCACAUCCUGAGCCUUCUCCAGAGGAGACGGCGGCAGGCAAGGGACAAGAAAUGGAUUUCGACGGUGUCCAAUACGAGAAUGUGGACGAGGGCGUGCGAUUCCUGGAGGAGUAUGUGAAAGCAAAUGCUCCGAUUGACGUUGUGGUGGCAUUUUCACAAAGUGGGACGCUAGUGGCCAUCUUGAUGGACUUCCUGCGCAAGGCCGAGAAGCCGAUGCCUUGGCAGCUCACUGUCCUCUUCUGCGGGGCCAUGAUCGAUGAUGUGCGCUAUGCCCUGGAGGAGCCUUUAGCCACGCCGGCGCUGUAUGUGCAUGGCGGUGAUGCAGACCCCUGGGGGCGACACGGGGAACGUUGCCUGCCGAAGAUGUACACCGAGCUGGAAAUGCUGGAGCACGCAGAUGGUCAUAGCUUCCCUUCCACGGCGCCGAGGGCCUCUGAGAUUUAUCUGCGCGUUUUGCAGCGAAUGUAUGUGGCUUGCGCCGAUGCCUUGUGA